Molecule: messenger RNA, 1827 nt
Organism: Dovyalis caffra
Lineage: Eukaryota; Viridiplantae; Streptophyta; Magnoliopsida; Malpighiales; Salicaceae
Source: the annotation of a GenBank genome assembly
AUGGUUGUUGCACAGAAAGUGAAACAAGCUGAGAUCACCGAGCAGGACUCGCUUCUUCUGACAAGGAACCUGCUCCGUAUUGCUAUAUUCAAUAUCAGUUACAUAAGAGGCUUGUUUCCAGAGAAGUAUUUCAAUGAUAAGUCUGUUCCUGCGUUAGGUGUCUAUGAUGCAUUGCAGAAAAAAUACCUCAAGACACUUUUGUUCUGUGUGUGCGAGACUAUAGAGGGCCCGAUGAUCGAGGAGUACACAUUUUCCUUCAGUUAUUCUAAUAAUGAGAGUCAAGAGGUUUCAAUGAAUAUCAAUCGUACUGGAAAUAAGAAGCAGGGAGGAACUUUCAAGUGUAACUCUACAACUGAAAUUACUCCCAAUCAGAUGAGGAGUUCUGCUUGUAAAAUGGUCCGAACACUGGUUCAGUUAAUGAGAACUCUGGAUAAAAUGCCUGAUGAGCGCACUAUAUUGAUGAAGCUCCUCUACUAUGAAGAUGUGACGCCAGCGGAUUAUGAGCCUCCAUUCUUCAGGGGUUGCACGGAAGAAGAAGCCCAUCAAGCGUGGAUUAAGCAUCCUUUGCAAAUGGAGGUAAAGAGUGUGCUUGACCCCUGCGAGGAUGAAAAUGAUGAUGUGGAGGAUGAUGAAGUGAGCUUAGGAGCUGAUUCUGUAGAAGGGGAUGAUUCUUCUGAAUCUGACAGUGAGGUUAACCAAUCACAAGAAGAUCAAUACAUAGUUGCACCAGUAGACAAGCAACGUCCAGAGGAAGACAAUGGCAUGGUUGAUGAAGAUGAUACACAGGACCCAGAGGAAGACGAGCAGCAAUUGGCUAGGGUGAAGGACUGGAUUAACAGUUGCCAUCUUGAUACCAUUGAACUCACUGAUGUUCUCUCUAAUUUUCCAGAUAUCUCGGUGAUUUUGAUUGAAGAAAUUAUGGACAAGCUUGUAAAGGAAGGUGUUUUAUCGAAAACUGGAACAGAUGCUUACAGCAAAGUCAAGCAAAAGGCCUUCGAGUAUGAGUUUACUGUGGUUAAAGAGGAAACAGAUGGUGAAAAAGCUCCUCAGGUUGAGGAUCUCAUGUACAUGAAGGCUCUGUAUCAUGUGCUUCCAAUGAAAUAUGUGACAAUCGCAAAGCUUCAGAACAAGCUAGAUGGAGAAGCAAAUCAAUCUGUUGUGCGCAAAUUAGUUGAUAAGAUGACCCGAGAUGGCUAUCUUGAAGCCACAGGAAACCGCAGGCUAGGCAAACGUGUCAUUCAUUCCAGUCUAACUGAGAAAAAGCUUAUUGAAGUCAGGAGAGCCUUGGGAAAUGAAUCUAUGGACAUUGAUACUAAUGAACCAAAUAACAAGUCCAACCAUCCAGAAUCUCAGAAAAGAGGGAAUGAUUACAAAGAUGGCUCAACAUGUGGUGUUCUCCACUCCAUUGGUUCAGAUCUUACACGCAUGAAGAUCAGAUCAGAUAUAAAUCAAAAUGGAUCAACUAGGAGUGACCAGACUAUCUCAAGGACAAGGGACCAUGGAAACACUCCCACAAGCAGGGCUGAGCCUGUUGCUUCAAGAGAGAGUUUUUUUCCAGAGAAGGAGAAUGCCAGAGCAAAUGGAAACACAAAUUACUGUGGUGAGGCAGAUACAGUGAUCUGCAGCAGAUCCUCUCAAGAUAAGCGGUCCAGAAAGACAAGCACGGUAAUGCUUCAACUCCCUCAACAUGAACUGGUUGUAGCUCUUACCUGCAUAUGCCCUAUUAAAACCACCGCAUUUGUAUUACCGAGGCAACUUUUAUAUCCUUUUCAGGUCAAGGAGCCUAUUAUUCAGUGCAUGAAGCGCCAGAAAUCUCAAGCUGUCUGA